Prorocentrum cordatum is the source of this 3617-nucleotide messenger RNA. The record is from the annotation of a GenBank genome assembly. NCBI's taxonomy places the organism in Eukaryota, Dinophyceae, Prorocentrales, Prorocentraceae.
GCGCAAGGGAGUGCCGUCUGGGGGGCGUCCUUGUAAGAAGAAGGGGGAGGCCUUCUCAGAAGGCAAGGGCAGUACUGGAAAGUCUCGGAGGCUUCAAAGAGAAGCUUUCAAGAAGGCUUGUUAGAGUCUCCGUAGCCAUGUUUGGCGCAAGCGUUACGGCUCAAGGGUAGUGACCAGGUUGCACCCAACGCACCCGCUCUGUCACGAAUCGUCGCCACGUUCAUCAUCUCCUCUGAUAUACGUCUGUUCUUACAUUUGAAGAGCGAUCUUACGACCGUUCCGACGACAUCGGUGCGCAAUUCGGAUCCCCAAGGCUACAUGGUUGGAGUUUUUGCAGCCGUGUGCAUCACUUGCGAUCUGCUCCUCUCGUGCCUGUCACGGCUCUCUGGGACGCAGCUGCAGCAGCUGGGCAGCAUGGUGGCGCUCUCGGCCACGAUGUUCUUCAUAGGGCUUGCGAGCCAGACGUACGAGCAGGUACCGGCCGGGCCUGCCGGCGCUCCUCCGGCAAGACCGCUCGAGCAGGGCAGCAGCGCCGAUGGCGAGUGCGCGGGCAGGGCCAGGCAGCAGGCCGCAGGGGGCAGCGCUCCCGCCGCGGCGGCGGCCCUUGCGGCGCGGCCCCGAGCCGAGCGCGGGGCCCGCCCAGCGGCCUGGGCCGAGGAGCCCCAGCCCGAGCCGCCCGAGAGGCCGCCGAACGUCCCGCGGUUUGUCUCUCGUGGCCUCGCUGACGCGCGGGUCGCCGCAGAGGGCGACGACGUCACGCAGGGCCCGACGCUGAGCUCGGCCAUGCGCCCGCACACAGCAGCCGACGCCGCAGGCUCCCCGAGGGAGGGCGGGAAGGCGUGCCACUCCUCGACGGCCUCCACGAUCGGCCAGACAGACGCGGCCGGCGACGCGGAGGAGGCGUCCGCAGAUGGGGAGCUGGGACACCUGUCAAUUGCCACCGAGCGCACGCCCCUGAGCAGAGGGGCGUCGACGUUCGUUCCGAAAACCUUUGAGAAUCCGUUGCGGGUGCUGCCCGACGCGUCGGCGGGGUGCAGUCAGGACCCCUACGCUCCGGGCCAGUACGAUCAGUUCCCGCAGACCGCAGCGCAGCAGAUGGACCCCUACGCUCUGGGCCAGUACGAUCAGUUCCCGCAGACCGCAGCGCAGCAGAUGGACCCCUCCGCUCUGGGCCAGUACGAUCAGUUCCCGCAGACCGCAGCGCAGCAGAUGGACCCCUACGCUCUGGGCCGGUACGAUCAGUUCCCGCAGACCGCAGCGCAGCAGAUGGACCCCUCCGCUCUGGGCCAGUACGAUCAGUUCCCGCAGACCGCAGCGCAGCAGGUGGACCCCUACGCUCUGGGCCAGUACGAUCAGUUCCCGCAGACCGCAGCGCAGCAGGUGGACCCCUACGCUCUGGGCCAGUACGGUCAGUUCCCGCAAAUCGAAGCGCAGCAGAUGGGAGGCCCGCACGACGAGUGUACCACGGUGAUGCUGCGCAACAUACCAUGCCCCUUCCUCCGCGAAGAUCUAAUCAAUGCGAUGGACGCGAAGGGCUUUGCGGGCCUGUAUGAUUUCGUCUAUAUGCCAAUCGAUUUCCGGACCUCGAUGGGCAUGGGCUAUGCGUUUGUCAAUUUCGUUACCGCCGCGGAGAUGCAGCGCUUCACGUUCGCCUUUCAGGGAUUCAAGGAUUGGCAUGUCAAGUCGUCGAAGGUCUGUGCCGUUGUCCUGUCUCGGACGCAGGGCCUAUUCGCGAACAUCGCUCGGUAUCGGAACAGCUCUGUCAUGGGCGACGGGGUUCCUGAGCGGUUCAAGCCAGUGCUCUUCAACGGGACAGAGCGGGUCCCCUUUCCAGAGCCCUCGGCAGAGGUGUCAAAUUUUGUGCGUGAUAUUGACUUCCCGCAGAUGACAAUGCAGCCAAAGGAACCUCAGCGCGACGAGCGCACAACUGUGAUGCUGCGCAACCUGCCAAGCUCCCUCCUGCGCGAAGAUUUGAUCAAGUUGCUGGACGCGGAAGGCUUUGCAGGGAUGUAUAACUUCGUCUACAUGCCCAUACACACUUUGACCGAGGUAUGCAUGGGAUACGCGUUUCUCAACAUGGUUAGCACUGCGGAGGUGCAGCGCCUCACGAUUGCGUUUGAGGGAUUCGAUAAUUGGCCUGUCCCGUCUUCGAAAGUCUGCAGCGUCAGUUUAUCUUCUCGGAUACAAGGCCUGGGCGCAAACAUCGCUCGGUAUCGAAACAGCCCUGUCAUGAGCGUCGGGGUUCCUGAGCGGUUCAGGCCAGUGCUCUUCGACGGGACAGAGCGGGUCCCCUUCCCAGAUCCCACGAAGAAAUGUAGGUUUGACAUGCGUGUUGAGCGUAUGUAUGCCCCCCCUCGGAUCGACAAUGGGCAUCUAUUUCAUUCGCACCGAUGAUGGAGUGAUUAUCUGCCCCGAGGGCGUCUCUCGUUUUUAUUUGCUGGAGUCACGCUGACCAGCGACCCAGGUCACACCGCACAGAACUCCCACGACGACGACAACAGCGACGACGACGACGAGUCGGCUGCAUGUUUUUUCCCCUCGCGCUGCUUGGCGCUCGAGCUCCUGCGCGCCCUCGUUAGAGUUAAAUCGGCUCCGCGGAUGUCUGACGUGUUUUUUGCUGAUUCGUUGUGCCGAUGCGUUGUGUUCUCUCCCCCGAUCGGGAGGACGGAUCCAGUCCGGCGCGGCGAGGGCAUGCGGCAGCGCGUGCGCGGUGUGAAUGGUGGAUGGGUUUGCGUUCCUCGGCGGACGACCAGGAGAGGGUGGUGGUGCUGUGGGCGGGCAUCCCGGGAGAGGGGGCAGAGGCCAGCGAGCGCCAGCGAGGCGCUGCCGGCAGACCGCCCGCGGGGCGGUGCGAGCUGCUCACGGCCUGGCCGCAGCACGCGCGGCCCGCUCCGCGCGCGCGGUCCAGGCUGUGGAAGCGUGGGCGAUCCCCCCGCAGGCUGACCUCGGAUAGCGCCAGGGUAGCCACUCGAGUCGCCUCCGAGCCAGGCCAUGCCCGGCCGCCCGCGCGCGGCGCGCGUGCGCACGCCGGUCCGCGCGAGGAGGGGCGGGAGCGCGCCUCUCCAGGCGGGGCCGCUGGGAUGCGUACGUUCGGCUCGGGCCAAUCCUCGGCAGCUGGGCUUCUUCCAGUGUCCACGACGCCGCGUUCGCCGAGAGAUCCAUUCAGGCCCAGUGCUUUCCUUCUUGCCCGAAGUUUCAAUGUCAUAAUGCUUCAAGAUUUUGAAUGCCGCCGAGUUGUCCGGUGAUAUUUCCUGGACUAGGAGCCGCCUCACUAUCUGCCUUGACCAUGAUGGAUACCCCCCAGAUUCCGAAGACCGCGUGCGAUUGCACGCGCCAAGCUGCUCCAGCUCCGCUGUCGCCUGCUUAAUUGAACUAUCCCGUUCGCGCAGCCGCCGUCGGCAUGCGCCACCAGCGCUUGUUAGGUAAUACGCGACAAGUUUUAUAGUGCAUGCUUUUGUUUGCUGGCCACCUUGAGCUACAUAAUGACGUAUUUGACAUCGCCAAAGACGGCAUAAACAGAAGCGCUUCUCGGAAGCUGGGUGAACCUCCGGGAGGCCGCCUGCCUUCUCAGAAGACCCCCCCCCGUGUGAGAGAAGGCCGCCCUCUCUCCUCCGCGC